Molecule: messenger RNA, 1224 nt
Organism: Monopterus albus (swamp eel)
Lineage: Eukaryota; Metazoa; Chordata; Actinopteri; Synbranchiformes; Synbranchidae
Gene: syt5a
Product: synaptotagmin Va
Exons: 9
Coding region: 1-1224 (407 amino acids)
Biological process (GO): calcium ion-regulated exocytosis of neurotransmitter; synaptic vesicle endocytosis
Cellular component (GO): plasma membrane; dense core granule; synaptic vesicle membrane
Molecular function (GO): clathrin binding; SNARE binding; calcium-dependent phospholipid binding
Source: RefSeq, a predicted model, not a curated record
AUGCGAUCGUUCAGUGCAUCGGGAGUUCAGCUUCACAGAGGAGAGGAGGAGGAGAGGGAGCCCCCACCCCCCUCUCAUGACUCCAACCACCAGUUUGCCAGCAUGAAGAACAAGUUCUUCAAUGAGCUUACGCACCUGCCAAAUCAUAAACUCAAGUUGCCCAUGUGGGCUGUGGGUGCCAUUGUGGUGGUGAGCCUUGCCCUUGUCGCCUGCCUGGGAUUCUGCAUCUACAAGAAGUGCUUCAACAAGGCCAAGAAGCCCAAAAAAGCCCGUGAGAGGAAGGCAGGACGAGGACGCAGGAGAAGGGAGAAGGAGGGAGAGGAGCCAGAUGAGAAGAAGGAAGGAGAAGAAGUGAAGGUAGAGGAAGAGAAGGAGUACUUUGGCAAACUGGAGUACACAGUGGACUACAACUUUACUGAAAACCAGCUGAUAGUCGGCAUCCUCCAGGCUCAGGACCUCGCAGCUAUGGACAUGGGUGGGACCUCAGACCCUUAUGUCAAAGUUUACAUGCUGCCUGACAAGAAGAAGAAGUUUGAGACUAAAGUUCAGCGAAAGAACCUGUGUCCUAUCUUCAACGAGACCUUCACCUUUAAGAUACCCUAUACUGAGUUGGGUGCUAAGACUCUGGUGCUGCAGGUUUUUGACUUUGACCGUUUUGGUAAACACGACGUCAUUGGUGAGAUCAAGAUCCCCAUGAACACCAUAGACCUCGGACAGCCAAUACACGAAUGGAAAGAUUUGGUUUGCGGGGAGAAAGAGGAGCAAGAGAAACUGGGUGAUAUCUGUAUUUCCCUUCGCUACGUCCCCACAGCUGGUAAGCUAACAGUUAACAUCAUGGAAGCCAAGAACCUGAAGAAGAUGGAUGUGGGAGGACUGUCAGAUCCCUUCGUUAAGGUGGUGCUGCAGCACAACGGGAAGCGAAUCAAAAAGAAGAAGACGUCAGUGAAGCAAAACACUCUGAAUCCUUACUUCAAUGAGAGCUUCAGCUUUGAGAUCCCCUUCUCCCAGAUCCAGAAAGUCCAGCUGCUGAUCACUGUGUACGACUACGACAAGGUAGGCAGCAACGACCCCAUUGGCAAGUGUUGGAUCGGCUAUGGCGCCUCAGGCCUCGGCCUGCGCCACUGGUCAGACAUGCUGGCCAAUCCCAGGCGUCCUGUAGCCCACUGGCACACGCUGCAGCCUGAAGACGAGGUGGAUACGGCUCUCAAGGCCCCCAUUCGCUAA